Molecule: messenger RNA, 5183 nt
Organism: Symbiodinium necroappetens
Lineage: Eukaryota; Dinophyceae; Suessiales; Symbiodiniaceae
Source: the annotation of a GenBank genome assembly
GUGACGAGACAGGCGAAUCGAAGGCUGGCAGCGUACGCAUAUGGACGGUGUUUUUCUUUUGGAGAUAUGUGGUUAUAGGUGCACUUCCGAGCUCCCCUUACCCCUUGCAGGCCUCCGGGCCAGGUUCUCCCCUGGAUCUGGGCGCCCAAGGCGUCGGUGACCUCUCCUCCUCCCAGUGCCUCCUCUGGACUUUUGCAGCAUCAGGGCCAGAGCAGGCCCCGAUCCGAGGAACUUGCGUGGAGGCUCUCUUUCUUGGCAAGAGAGUUGGCCUCCAGAGUCGCUUUUACUGUGUGAUUGCUGCCGAGGGCCUCUCCGAUCCCUGUGUGGUCAGGAGCUUUGCGGCUUACAAGGCCAUCGUGGGAGUUUUGAGGUCAGUGGAAGGCGGCAGUGUUACCCUCUUGGAAUGUCAAUGGCCCUGGCCGCCCGAGCCCGAUGCCGACGGCGAGCCGCUUACAUGCAUAAGCUAUGUGGUGAUGAAGCGGCCAGAGGGCUUCAUCUUGUGCCUGCCUCUAGGUUUCCUGCCCGAGAGCUUGGUUUUGGCAGGCCAGCUGAACGAGGAGGAGAGUGGACGGCUGCCGGGGGCCCUUGCUAUAGAUCUCCCGGCCUCUGCUUCGGUCGCUUUGUCUGUGCCCGACCUGACAGCUUUUGGGGGCAUACCUUUUCUGUUGGAGGACCCAGGCCUUUUUCCUUUGGCCUCCGACGUGCUCGCACAAACACAGGAGUGGGCUGCCGAGGCCCUUGGAGCACAGAGGUCAGGCUACCAGACUGCAGUCGAGGAGCCAGCCCCGCGCCGGCCAAAGGGCUCUCGGGCCAAAAGACACACCGUGGCCUCCUUGGCAGAAGACCAGGCGAAUCUGCAGGCUCUUGUCCGUGGCCUUGCCUCGCAAAUCUCCUCCCUUCUUCCAGCGGCGGCGGGCAGCAACUCCCUGGCUCAGGGCCCCGCCGCCGACUGCCCACCAGGCUUAGGUCCAGAGCAGGUCUUGCCAAAACAGGUGCAGGCUUCCAGGCUGGAGGCGCCGUUGUCUGCAGUGCCCCCGGCCCAACACGUGCCAAAGGCCUUAGCUCAGGUUAUAGGCCCCCCGCCCCCCGCAAGGCAGGCUCCAAAACGUGCUUCACCGAUGGUCGACCUCGAGGCCCAGCUUGCAGAUACCAUUGGUGGAGGAGACGGUGCUCCAGAGGCCCCUUCGGCCCUGGCUUCGGCGGUGCUUGCCCAGUCGCAGGCGUUGGUCAGCCUGGUGGCCCAGCUGGCUCAGAACUCAGGCGAGCCUCUUCUAGAUGCCCCCUCGGCCACGUCGGUGCGAGGUGCAGCAGGCAGGUACCUGGAGAGGUUCGGGUCGUUCGGCAAGCAGAGAAACCUGGCCCUGGUUGCCUGGAUGACCGCUUUGGCCGGGGACCAGCUCGUCGGAGGGGCGGCAGACGCGGCAUCAGACACGAUAGCCCUCCUGCAGCUUGUCGUGGACCAGGCCUGCCUGGAUGGAGGAGACUUCACUUUUGCGUGGGUGCUAGGGUUGCAGCAAGACUUGCCGACGGGAGUGUACCAAGACGUUGCUGGGUCUGCAGGCCCCGCCACUCGUGCUUUUUCCCCCCUGGCAGAGCAGAAGUGGGUGACCGUCGCCCUCUCCUACCUCAAGGAAAUCGAGGCGAUCACCACCAGGCGGUCCGAACUGCAACCUCCUCGCCGCCCUGCGCCGCCAAACCUGGCCCAGCCGACGGACCCUCCAAAGGCAGCGCCGAAACACUCAGACCAGGAAGGGCUGUCGAAGAAGCAAGCGCGAGCAGCGGCAUGGGCUGCGAAGCGCGCGGCGGCCAGCAAGCCUCCGUCUGAGCUGCAAGCCACCGCGCUCAGCCGGCUGACGGAGCUUAUCAAGGCGUGUGCCCGCCUGGGAGGCACGACUCUUCAGGCUGGGCGUCGGGGCCUUCAGCUUGCUGCGCGCCACGCUGAAGUGCUUCAUUAUCUUCGGGCUUCGGGCCUUGCUGUGGAUUGCUACUUUGGAAAGGGCACCCUUGCUGAGAAGGUGCCAGAGUUUUCGGAGGGCCUGGUGCCCCAUUUGCCGGGAGGUCCUGAGGAGCUUUCCCCUUACCGAGACCUCGAUGCUGAGAGGAUUGUCUUGUCUGGCACCGGCUCCUGGCCUCUUGCGGAGCACCUCGGCCCUGAUCUGCUGAUGCUCUACCUCGAGCCUCGGGCUUUGCGCUCCUUUGUGCCCUCGCCUGCUCCAGGACCUAGCUUUGAGCAUGAGCGCAAGGAUCAGGUACUGUCACUCUUCAAGAAGUGGGAUUCCCUCGAGCUUUUGGGGCUGACUCCUGGGCCUUUGCCGACCGCCAGCCUCACUCGAAUCUUCGGGGCUUUCAAGGAUGGUGGCAAGGACCGCCAGAUAGGAGACCGGAGGAACAUGAACAACCAGGAGGCAUGCGUUGGCAACGGCCCCUCCUCGAGACUUCCCUCCGGCUCCUUGCUGACCAGGCUUGUUUGCCCUCGGGGCUCGCACGCGUUGUUUGGGUCAAUCGUUGACCGUCGCGACUUCUACCACCAAGCACUGGUGAGCUCGAGCCGGGCACGGUCGAAUGCCAUAGGGCCUGUUUUCUCCCUUCGGGAUUUCUAUGGGACCCAAGCCCUUGCUGAUUACCUGGCCCAGGCUGAUUCGGAGAUCCGCCGUGUGCAUGGGACGUUUAAGAGCUUGCUGCAGGGUGACCACGAGGGGUGGAGUUUGCCUGUGCGGGUCACGAAGGUUUGCUCAGGGCUACUGGCUGGGAGGGGCACGGAGGUAGCCCAGAGCGAGCGGCUGCUGAGACAGGCCAAGGCCGCCUACACUUGCGAAGGUGCGCAGGUUGACAGCUCCCCGGUUUGCCAGCUGCUCGGAGGCUCGCUCUUUCACAGGCAGGACCUGGUGUUGCUUGCUGCCCUGAGCCCCAUCAUGGUCACCAACGUGUCGGCUCCCUUCAGCUCUACGGUCUCCUGCUCGGACGCGUGGUACACUAGGCUCUGCGACGAGAGGUACGACUUCCUCGAGGUACGUUGUGGUGGGCCCUGGCUUUCUGCCCCGCUCUCCGACAGGCUCUGUGUUGGGCCAGUGGUGGACUUUUCGGUCUCUCCCUUCUUCAGUUUGUGCGAUUCCCGCUGCCUGGAGUGGAUCCACUUCAUGUUGCAGGAGGGCCGGCUCAAGUCCCUGCUUGUUGUGCCUCCGGUCGGCUCUUUCUCCCCUGCUUGGAAGCCCCGUGUUCGAGCCUGGGAUCCCCCGGUCCUCCGUUAUCGGUGCCCGCGCGCAAGGCGAGAGGAUGCAAUCCUGGGUGCGGCCGUCAGCACCCUCCUUGUGCAAUGCUUUGGCCAUGGUCCUUCACCCCUUGCAGAGUUUCGCCCGGGGCUCUGCCGCCGGCCGGCUGUUGUGCUUGUGGCUGCCCCUGGUGCCCGCACCCUCGCGCCCUUGAUCUCCAGUAUCACGGUGGAGCCUGGCUCUUCUUCCACCGAACAGCUUGCGACUAUCUUGGCCGACCUUGUCAGGGGCUGCCCUGCUGCGCCCACCUCGAGCAAAGGCCUUGAGAGCCUCCUUUUCAACGACGUCAUGCUUACCGCCCAGUGGCGUGUGUCUCGCUCCUGGCCUUGGAGGGACCGUGCUCACAUUAAUGUGCUUGAAGUGCGGGCUUUUCUUUGCGAGCUAAAGGACCGGGCUGCCUCUAACGAUGAUGCCCGCUUUGUACAUGGGCUGGACUCCUACGUUGCCCUGGGUGCCCUCACCAAGGGGAGGACCUCCUCUCACAGACUCUUGCCUCUUCUGAAGCAGUCGGCCGCCAUCCAGGCUGCUUACGGGCAGUACCCUGCUCUGCAUUUCUGCCCCACGCACGAGGUUGAAUGCUUCAGACGCCACCGCCUGGCCCCAGCGUGCAGCACCAAGACUUUGACAGUACGCUUGGCUUCCCUGGAGAGGGGCCGGACACUGGUGGAGCUCUGUCGGGUACUGCCCCUAGCCUUGCUCCCAGAGACCGACGAGGCCAGGGCAAGAGCUAGGAGCGGUGCCCAGCUAGGCGUCGGCAGACCCGUCCUGGACAGAACUUCGCAGAACCGGCAAAGGCUCCUGGCGGCCUUUGGCACAUGGCUGGCUGGCUUUGGUACAACGUUGGAAGGGCUCCUCGCAGCGCGCCCUCUUGAUCCCGAGGUCAAUGCCUCCUGGCUGGUGAAAUACGGCCGUCAGCUCUACGAAGCAGGGAGGCCAUACUGGCACUACUCGGAGACCAUAAACGGGGUCGCGGCAAUGAAGCCUUCUCUUCGGCGCUCCUUACAAGGAGCUUGGGACCUGGCCUUCAGCUGGAUGGCAAAGGAGCCCAACACACACCACUUGGCGAUGCCUCCUGUGAUCCUUUUGUCGAUGCUAUGUACCUGCCUCUACUGGGGAUGGCUUCGAGAGGCAGGCAUCUUUGCCCUUAGCUGGGGCGGGCUCUUGCGAAUAGGUGAGGCUACUUCUGCUCGGAGGUCCGACCUGAUACUCCCUGCCGACGUGCUUUACUUGCAGCGCCAUGCCCUUAUAAGGAUUGAAGAGCCCAAGACCAGGAUGAGGAUGGCGAGGCACCAGAGUGCAAAGGUGGAACAGAGUGACCUUGUCGAGCUCCUGCACCUGGCGUUUGCAGACCUGGAGCCUCCCAGCAGGCUGUGGGCUCAGUCGCCGCAGACACUGCGUCGUCGCUUCGACUUGGUGCUGGAGCGGAUUGGUCUGCCUACUGCCCGAACGGGGCAGAAGCAGCUGGAUCUUGGUUCUUUUAGGCCUGGAGGCGCGACUUUUAUUUUGUCUCAGACAGAGGACAGCAAGCUUGUUCGGAGAAGGGGCCGGUGGGCUUCCCAACGGGUUAUGGAGAUCUACAUCCAAGAAGUUCAAGCAACAGUUUAUUUUCCUUCGCUCCCGGCCGAGCUGCGACAGAGGAUCAUGAACUUGGCACAGUGCUUUUCUUCGGUAUUGGCACAGGCCGUUGCUUGGAAAAGGAUGGGUGUCCCAACCUCUUCUUGGUUUGCAAUGUUUUCUGCCGGCGAGCGGCCUAGCACUGGCCUAUACUGGAUGGGAGUCUUGGGAACAGUUUUCUUCGGCAUGCCGUUGAGCCAGAUGGUAAAUUCCUGGCGGCCUCAUGAGAGGCUUCACCUUCCGGCAGACCAGUGGAAAGCACCCAUGGCGCAGAGGCAAAAGAGAGAUGUGAGCUUCUGA